AUGCCCGGUGGAACUCACCUCACUCGGGUCCACGUUACAAGAAGUGAUUUCUCAAUACUGGCAAGCUACAUCAGAGUCAGAGAGCAGGUUGGCUCUGCAACAAAUCGAGGUCACCUCGCAAAAGCUGGCGCACUGCGCGAUGAUGGAGCCAAUACAGUCUUUGUCGCGUUUCAUCUCCAACCUCACAAGGUUCUCUGUGUUCGGUUGGCCGUCGAGAUGGGUCUUUUCGAUAGUUUGCCUCCCUCGGCACCCUUCACACUACAAGACUUGAUCGAAUAUGCAGGGGCAGACCCGGAAUUUACUGGUCGUGUUGACAGUCUCAUUAGAACUAUGUCCCUAUACGUUGCUUUCUUCAACACUACUAGUUUCGUGACCCCCUACGACCCAAUGAGCUCGCCAUACGCAUUUUCAGAGGGAGUCAAGAACAUCGACUUCUUCAUUAUACUAUAUCAGGAUCCCAAAGCUGCCAGAACUUUCAAUGAAGCCAGGACAACUUUCAAAGACCCAUUGGGAGAUUUUCAUAGCAUCAGCAGCCUGAACCCCGGGGAGGAUGGGAUUUUGUUGGUCGACAUUGCCGGAGGCAAUUGCCAAAGUGUCCAAAGUAUAAUCUCCACAAACCCCGAAAUUAAGGGCCGAUUCAUCCCCCAGUAUCUUCCAGUAGGGUGA
Messenger RNA from Aspergillus oryzae RIB40, 666 nucleotides. RefSeq lists its product as uncharacterized. NCBI's taxonomy places the organism in Eukaryota, Fungi, Ascomycota, Eurotiomycetes, Eurotiales, Aspergillaceae. The transcript has 2 exons. Bases 1 to 666 code for a protein of 221 amino acids. The record is from RefSeq and is a predicted model, not a curated record.